AGCGAUCGAUUGGCGGUUUUGGCUUCCUGGGACUCAGAGGAGAACGCAGACACAGCCGACAGAGCACCACACCGCACAACGAACACACAGACGACGAUGACAACACGCCACACAUGGAUGGCAUGACACAGCUAGCAGCCCAACGUAAGUACACAUAG
Messenger RNA from Sphaeroforma arctica JP610, 158 nucleotides. RefSeq lists its product as hypothetical. NCBI's taxonomy places the organism in Eukaryota, Ichthyosporea, Ichthyophonida. The annotation marks the transcript as partial. The record is from RefSeq and is a predicted model, not a curated record. The transcript has a single exon.